This is a messenger RNA of Amphibalanus amphitrite, 3400 nucleotides long. Its product is annotated as dual specificity protein phosphatase CDC14AB-like. Gene Ontology annotation, biological process: microtubule cytoskeleton organization; regulation of exit from mitosis; cilium assembly. NCBI's taxonomy places the organism in Eukaryota, Metazoa, Arthropoda, Thecostraca, Balanomorpha, Balanidae. Gene Ontology annotation, cellular component: nucleolus; centrosome; kinociliary basal body. The transcript has 13 exons. Gene Ontology annotation, molecular function: protein tyrosine/serine/threonine phosphatase activity; protein serine/threonine phosphatase activity. The coding region runs from base 404 to 2125 and encodes 573 amino acids. The record is from RefSeq and is a predicted model, not a curated record.
GGUGAACAAAAUUUGAACUCUGUUGUCAACAAACGCUACUGAGAGCUCGUCGCGUUGGGUUGCGUUUCGGCCGGUCGUGUGUGAUUCGGCUACACAUCUUUUCAAAUUGAAAUCACAGUGUUUUAUUAUAAGAAAAUCUAUAUCGAUGGAGUGGAAGUGAUUUACUGACUUUUUAGAUCCCUGUUAUCGAUGUUUUAACCCGGGUGAGCUGAGAAGCGAUCAUCCUUGUUCAACAUCUUCAUUUUGGGUGCUGAAUAUUUAACGUUUUAUUGGUUUUAUGCCGUUUUUACAAGCAUCAUACAUAAAUCAUUGCUUUAAGUACCAUUGUAAGCCUUAAAGUAAUUUUUGAAUUGGAGUUGCCUUGCUUGGACGGUGUCAAGCAGGCGAGAGCGGCAAGCGAAUCAUGAAGAUUGAAGAUAAUGACAUCCUUGUGUGUGCAUCAGAAUACAUCCCAGACCGGCUCUACUUCGUGACGCUCCGCUCCCACCUGCGACCGAAGUCGACCGCCAACACGCACUACUUCUGCGUAGAUGAAGAGCUCGUCUAUGAGAACUUCUACUGCGACUUCGGGCCACUCAACCUGGCCAUGCUCUACCGCUACUGCCACAAGCUCAACAGGAAGCUUAGGUCGGUGGCUCACGCGAAGAAGAAGAUCGUGCACUACACCACGAUGGACAACAAGAAGAGGGCCAACGCCGCCUUCCUCAUCUCGGCGUACGCGGUGAUCUAUCUGAACCGGACUCCGGAGGACGCGUACCGGCCACUGGUGGGCGGCACCAACCCUCCGCUGCUCGCCUUCAGGGACGCCGCCUUCGGGCCCUCCACCUUCAAUCUGACCCUGCUCGACUGCCUGCACGGCAUCCACAAGGCCAUCAAGUUCAACUUCUUCAACUUCGACGACUUCGACGUGGACGAAUACGAACAUUAUGAGAAAGUACAAAGCGGUGACCUCAACUGGCUGGUGCCCGACAAGUUCCUGGCGUUCUGCGGCCCCCACUCGCGGGCGCGGGUCGAGAACGGCUACACGCUCCACUCGCCAGAGACCUACUUCCCCUACUUCCAGCGGCACAACGUCUCCACCAUCAUUCGGCUCAACAAGAAAAUCUACGACGCCAGCCGGUUCACGAAGGCCGGCUUCGACCACCGCGACCUGUUCUUCAUCGACGGCUCGACGCCCAGCGACCAAAUCACCAGAGAGUUUAUCGAAAUCUGCGAGCAGGCCACCGGGGCCAUCGCCGUCCACUGCAAGGCGGGCCUGGGCCGGACGGGCUCGCUGAUCGGCUGCUACCUGAUGAAACACUACCGCAUGACCGCCCCGGAGACGAUCGCCUGGCUGCGCAUCUGCCGGCCGGGCUCCAUCAUCGGCCACCAGCAGCACUGGCUGGUGGAGAAGCAGCCGCAGAUGUGGCAGCAGGGCGACGCCUACUACAACCAGCACCGCAACUACCAGAGGUUCGCGCGCUGCACACACGGCGUCUACGGCGGGCGGCGCAAGAACGCGCCCGCAGCCACCACCAACGGAAACGCCGCCGUCAAAAUCGCAGGCCGACAGCAGGACAUCAGCCGGAUCCUCUCCAGCCGGGUGGACCUGAUGAGGCUCAACGAUGACGACCUCGCCGGAAAGGUCAAGGAAAACCAGCGCAAAGAGCUCCUCUCCCUGGGAAGUCGUCACUCCCGCUACCGGCUAUCUGCGCGGCCCCAACGGCAGCGGGACGCCUACGUGUAUCCAUCCCUGCACCGACUGUCCUUUACCUCACUACCCUGCCCGGCUCGAAGGGACGAGGCCAACCGUAACGUGUCGACCCUGUCGAACGGAGAGCCCACCCAGGGCGACCACCUGACCCGUAUCAAGGCGAUGCGGCAGCAUCCGCGCCACGCCACCACCGGCGCCAUCUCCGCCGAGGAGCACGCGGGCCACACGCGCACCAAGUCGUCCCAGGUGUUGCGCGCCGUCUCGGGCGGCAGCAGCUCAGCCCUGUCGCCGCUGAAGUCGGCCAAGGUGUCGGCCAAGAGGACAGAGUCGGCCAGCGGAGCGCGCGCCAGCCGGGCGUCCAGCGCCAGCCGCAGCUCGAGCCGCUCGCCGGUCACGCACCCGGCCAAGACGAAGACGUCGCUCAUCAGAUGACUAUCGGCGCUGCCGUCGGGCCUGUCGUCUCGCUCGGGAGGCGCUGCGCGCACGCGCUCGGCCGGCGCCGGCUCGUGGUCGGCGCUGCUGACGGCCGCCCAGACGGGCGCCGCCGGCCGCACGCGGCGCGCGCGCAACUCCGCAUCGCCGGCGCCGCGCGUGCGCCGCGUCAACACGAGCGUGACGAUGGUCGGCGGCGGCACCGUAGAGCGCCACUCGCGACAGACGCUGGAGACGAGCGCGGCGCGACGGCGACGGGAGGCCGCGCCGGCGCCGGCGGCGGCGGCGCCGCUCGGCGGACGCCGCUCCACCAACCAGGAGAUCACCGAGUAUUUCAGGAGUACAAAGCGACGCGAGGCGCGCGCCCAGGCGGCCGCCGCGGACGGUGGUCCGGUGCGCAAGAGCAGCAGGGCGAUGGCGGCUGUGGCGGCGGCCAAGUAGGAGUGGAGCGGCGCGGCGCGGCCCGGCUCGACGGCAGGACGGACGGCGCGGCGCGGGAUCGAAUCCCACCUCAGUCGGCCGCCGUAUUUUUGUAUGCGUGGUUUUUAUUGGGUGCGUGGCGUGCGCAGUCUUCUGGUGGGAUGGUGGGUGACGUGACUUUAAUAUGAUCGUGAUGUUUUAUAGUAAUCGGUAGCCGAAGUAGCCACCGGCCGUUACUGGUCGUUUUAUUUGGGACGGUUUUAACAUGCAUUGUGUUUCGAUGAUUUGGCGUUUGGCCCGGCGCUUCGCGGCGGGGCUGGGGCGGGGUUCGAGCCCGCCACAGCCGAGCUCCCGGCCAGGCGGGGUGGCGAGGCCGGUCCCGUCCUCCCCGCCCAAACACAGGAGCGGCUACCUUCUUUUAGCGCUGUACAUUUAGUUGUUAUUUUUCACUACUUGUUGAUUUAUGGGCGCUGCUGUGACGUCUCGCCCCGGCCGUCUGUGCGGAUAGGAGCGUACCCUGUCCGGCUGGCGGCCCUACACAGGCACACACACAGAGACAUACAUAUUGCAUACACACACCGCUCUCAGCCGCGUAACCAUCCUCUGCUGCUUCUACACACACGGCGCUGUACGGUGCGCCCCGAGUUGUCACGCGGAGAAACCUAUCCAGAGUGUAACCAUAUUAUUUGUCGGCUAGUGUAUUUUUGUGAUGCUUUUGGUAGACACUUCACCUCUGUGUAUUAUGAGCACUUUUGUAAAGACAACAUGUAGAGUAUUUUCAUGGCAUUUGGUAUUGACAUGGUGUAAAUUGUGUGGAUGAGGGAACACGACUGUAUAAUUACACACUAACGGCCA